AUGCAGAGAGACCAUUUCAUGAGUGAAAAAAAUAAAUUGAGCCUUCAAGUGCAAAACUUAACAGCAGACCUUGAACAGGCUCGAGACUUGGUGGCAGUUAAAAACAAAGAAAACUUGAAGAUGCAUGAGGAACAUCUCAGUCUCCAGGAAAAGUUAAGUGAGGCUAAGAGUCAGCUGAGGGAGCUGCAGGACCAGGUGCUAGUGGAAGCCGACCUCAGGAAAAAGCUGGACAAAAGGAACAAUGACUUGGAGGAUGAUCUUAUGAAACUACAACUUGUUGUUGGAAAGUUAGAUCAAGAUGGUGAAGAUACCAAAGACAGCAAAACUGAUGACAAUAUUAAGGCAGAAAUUAUCAGAAUGCUGCAAGAGCUUAGCUUACAGCUGCACCUCCAACAAGAAACUAGAGGCCAUAACAGUGACAAUGCAAAAGAAAUGCAGCUGCUAGAAAUGUACAAGAACAAGAUUGAUGGUUUUGAAAUGGAGCUGUCUAGUGAGAGGGCCAUGCACUCCCUUACCAAGACACAGCUCCGCUCUCUGGAGGAAGACAAUCAGAGACUUAGGAUUCAGAUGGCACAAAUCAAAAAGAUGAGGAAUACCCAUACUGACAAAUCAAAUAAAACUCACCUUGAAGAAAUCAACGACAUCAUUGCAAGGUCACAAACAAGAGCCAAAGCGAUGUUUCCAACAGGAGAAUUUAAUCUCAGUAUGACGGGCAUAGAUGGAGAAAAUGCAGCAAUGGCUGGCACUCUUCAGGGAUUGGAUUAUUCGCUAAAAAUGAAUGAAUUUGACAGGAUUCGGAGCCCCUUAAACAGUGGUGUGAUGGUGGAAACAUCACCAGGCAACAUGUAUGAAUGAAAUAAGACUUGACAUGAGACUCAUUCGAUAAAUACUUAAUACUUGCAAGACUGUACUCCAGCAGGUGCCCAAUAAUGGCUGACUUUUCCCUUGAAUUGCAUCCAUUUCACACUCAUUACUCAUUCCAGACACUUAAAAUAUGCAUUACAUACAUCCUCACUCAUUUUGUCAUCUUUUUAAUGGUUCAAAAUUUAUUCAUAUUUUUUGAUACAAUAACUGAUAUUUUUGCCUUUUGCAUAGAUGUUUGAAUGCUGUUGACUGCUUUUAUUUCUGAUAUAUCAAGUCAAACAAAUGCAUUUAUGAUAUUGUCUUUUUCCUUUUUAUUAAAUCUUAUCAUAGAGAUGCAAAUUUUGAAAUCAGGUUGGGAAAGCAGGGUGUCAUAUAAUUUAUCUUUUGUGACAAGAUACAAAAAUAUUAUCUUGAGAAUUGUACAUUUUGUGAAGGACAAUGUUGUUGACAAAAGGUGUCACAUUGAUAUUCUAAAAAAAAAAGUUAUGUUGGUGUGGUAUUUUGUUUAAAACUAGCAAUAAUUUUUUCCACAAUAUGAUGUAGCCUAAAAAGCUAGGAAAGGAACAGGUUUUACUUCCCUUAUCUUGUUAUUAAAUACUCAGUACUUUUGUAAUUUUUCCAUUGUACAUAUACACAAUUUCACAGCAAAUGUAAAAAGCAGAAUUAAAACUUUAUAAGAAAACAA
Messenger RNA from Lingula anatina, 1549 nucleotides. RefSeq lists its product as uncharacterized. The record is from RefSeq and is a predicted model, not a curated record. Lineage: Eukaryota; Metazoa; Brachiopoda; Lingulata; Lingulida; Lingulidae.